AUGGCGAAAUUAAAAAACUUGGAACUCAACGGCAAAUCUGUUCAAGGGAAGACAGCCAUUUGUAUCGGUGCGAACGCAGGACUCGGUUUCGCUAAAUGCGAAUGGCUCGUGGAGAAUAAUAUUGGCAGACUAGUAAUGGGAUGCCGGUCCCUUGAUAAAGCAGAGAAAGCAAAGUCUGAGAUUGAGAAGAAGAAUACGGGCGACACUGAAAUCAUUAUCAUCAAAAUAGACCUUUCUUCACUCGAAUCCAUAAAGUCAUUUGGCGAUCAGUGGUCUGAUCAAGAUCCCAGCUGCAGAAAGUGUGAUUUACUUUUCUGUAACGCUGGUCUGAUCGUUCCGAAUGCGGAUAUGUCAACGACUGAGGAUAAUUUUGAAAUGACGUAUCAGUGCAACGCUCUUGGACACCUCGCACUCAUCGAGCAUCUUCUGCCAGCUCUCUCAGAGUCAGACGAUCCACGUAUCAUCGUCACUUCAUCAAACGGUGCAAAACUCACUGACAUUCCUAACGCUCCCUCCGAGAAUCCCCGCACUCCGCUGCGUGAUGUGCGGAAAUACAAAAAUUAUGCUCUUAACUCUUUCGCGCUGUACAGUGAUUCAAAGAAGCUCAUCACCAUCCUUUGUCGAGAACUUCAAACCAGUCUCGACAACCACCCUAAUGUCAAAUACAGGAAGAUUUUUGUCGCCAACUACCACCCUGGGUUCGUCAAGACGACCAUCUCAAACAAGGAAGAAUACAAAGCUCUCAAAGUCUUCAGCGUUCCUGUGAACAUGCUCGUCAACACCUUCGCCAUCUCGGCACCAGAAGGUGCGAAGACGGCUCUAUUCCUCGCUACUUGUUCAUUGCAGGGUAAGCCACGCGGAGCUUUCUGGAACGAAAAGACUCAGCCUCAGUCUGUCGGCAAGCAGGCUGAAGAUACCAAGCUGAGAAGAGCUUACUGGGAUAGAUGUGUGAAGGAUGCCGGUGUAAAUCCUGAAUCUUUCCCUCUCCCACCCCUAUAG
Messenger RNA from Wallemia ichthyophaga EXF-994, 999 nucleotides. Its product is annotated as Retinol dehydrogenase 14. NCBI's taxonomy places the organism in Eukaryota, Fungi, Basidiomycota, Wallemiomycetes, Wallemiales, Wallemiaceae. The coding region runs from base 1 to 999 and encodes 332 amino acids. The transcript has 6 exons. The record is from RefSeq and is a predicted model, not a curated record.